UGUGUAGCUCGCCGCUCUCCAUAAAUUUUUGAACGGAUUUAUUAUUUUUCCUUCUUUUAAUCGAACGAUAGAAAAAAAUUAUUCGUAAUAUUAAGGAUGGAAUGAGUAUCGUCGCGGAAAUUUUGCAACCAAUAAACCUGCCAAAAAUCGUUGAAAUUUAGGCAACCAGAGUUUUCGGUUGAAGCAAAAUUUGUGGCUGAUGCGUCGAAAUGAGGAGAUUCAGGAGAAAAGUUAAACUGGUGCAUGGCAACGAACUUAAAGUGAGAAGCGUGCAGAGUUGCGUGACAAAAUUAUUAUUGUAUUUUCCUACGAAAUAAAAACUGGCGUCUUCGCAGAAACUAAAUAAAAUUUAAAGACGAAAAAAACUUAGAAAAACGUGGAAAGCAAGUGCUGAAAAACGGAAGGGGCACAGCGAAGAGUUUCCAGAGCGAGAUAGAGAGUGGUCGGGAACUGCGGAGUACUGCGAUAAUCGUUGGGAUCAUGGUGCAACGUUAACGCAACGAGUGAAAAGAGCAACAACAUAGAAUUCGUGGAGGCAAAGAGUGCUCAACUGCGCUGGCCGCGCAGCGCGACAGCCAAGUAAUUCAGCUCGAAACAAUAGUCGUUGUUAUCGACUCUAGCGAGUGACCAGUACAAGGUUCAUGCCCUGAUAAUAUUGUUCUAUGAUUAUCAAGCGUGUAAAUAUCGGAGUAAAAAAGAAGGGACGGUGGAGAGUAUAAAAAAUAGUUGGUUAGGUCGGUGAUAAUUUUCACGAAAUGACGAGAAGAAAACAACGUGAGGAGGGAGUUUCUUAGCUGCACCGUGAAGUACUUGACCCAGAAGUCGCGUUUUACCACCACCAGCAGCACCGCGAGUCCGCGAUCGGCUCGCAGGACUCCGCUCGAGAGAUAACGACGACGCGUCUGCAUCAGUCGCUUCAUAUCGCCACUCGGAGGAGUGUCUCGCAAUCGCAUCACUAAAAAACAAGUAGUUAGGAGAAGUUUAACGGCGCGUGAACGCGAAUGAAAGUGUCGAGAGCGAUCGUCGAGGCUCUUUCGACUAACCGGGGGACCAGCUUAAACGGGAAUGUUUAAGCUGGAGCAUCGAGGAUUCGUCAAAAAAGGGAAAGACUACGGAACCGGAGCCGGGAAGUUGCCUCGCGAAGUGGAAAAAUGAGAGCGAGUUUCCGCACUCGCGAUCGGUAAACUCGCCGCUUAUUCGUCGCGGUUUAUCUCGAGGAGUUCGAAGAUUGUGCUGCCCGGUGUUUCCCAAAUAAUCGGAUUGUCGGAGGAGAGGCCGCGCGAGGAUUCGCCCCUGUCGAGUCGUCGCGUGAGAGCUUUUUAUGAAAACUGCUCGCAGUAAAAUUUAUCUCACUUUCGAACGAUUUCCUCACUCCCACAUACGACACGAUUCACACACGAAACUCUGUAUCGUCCGAUAUUGGAGUGGAAAAAAGGAGAAGAGUCGCUCCGAGCGAUUGCACGGUGCCACACGGCCGCUUCGCGCCGAUAAAGCGAGAAACGUUUGGCAAGUUUGAUUACCGAAGCAUCGGCAUGCUUUAAAACGAUUUUUUUGUUCCCCCCGUUAUUGCGUCGAGAGAGGGAGAAAGCUCGUCGGAAAAUAUUGACCGGAAGUGAGAUGUGCGCCCGCGAGAAUUCCGGGGAGAUUGUCUCCUGGACUUUGUUGUUUUUCAAUAAAGUCGAUGAUUUUUGAAGACUUUUUCUAUAAGGAUUGUCAAUCGGGAUAAAAGACUUUUGAUUAUUGCUCGGUUUAGCUCGUUUUAAAUACAGGGAAAAGUGAAAUUUUAUCAUCCACCAUCCACCGAUCAUGGCUCACUCGAGUACGAAUAAAUUUCAAGAACACACGAAAAACAUUAAACGAUCGACAAACGCCGAGAAUAAAGAAGAGGAAGAAAAUGCUCUUUGCGACGAUGUCGACCUCCAUGGAGCCAUGGACCCUUGUUCCGGACAACCUCCGCCACCUGACGGUGGUUGGGGUUGGUUCGUCGUUUUUGGAUCAUUCAUGAUACACAUUGUCACUGACGGCGUGACUUAUUCGUUCGGUGUCUUUUACUCCGAGUUUCUCGACUACUUCGGUGAGGGGAAAGGAGCAACGGCAUGGAUAGCGUCGAUCCUUGUCGGCGUCACAUUAUGCUCGGGUCCAAUAUCGAGCAUGUUCGUGAACAAAUACGGCUGUCGAAACGUUACGAUCGCCGGCUCGAUACUGGCGAGUAUUUGUCUCCUCGCGAGUGUCUUCGCAUCAAGUGUUUUCGUUUUGUACUUGACGAUCGGUAUCGGAACAGGUUUUGGAUUCGGUCUCAUUUAUUUACCAGCGAUCGUGAGCGUCACCUGUUAUUUCGAAAAGUACCGAUCAUUGGCGACUGGGAUCGCUGUCUGUGGCUCGGGCCUCGGGACUCUCGUGUUCGCCCCGUUCAGCAAAUAUCUCGUCGGUGAAUUCGGAUGGCGUGGAGCCAUGCUCAUCACUUCGGGAAUCGUUCUUAAUUGCAUCAUUUUUGGUGCAUUGUUCAGGCCUCUGGAGCCUGUCAAAAAAGUCGUUUCUGUUCCGAUGAAGGAGCUCUCGAAAAAUGGCAAAGCCCCAGUGACGACGAAAAAUUCGAACGAAAUUACUAUCACAAAUGGUUUUGGUCGACCGCACAGUGUCAGCAACGUAAAUCAUGCGAAAGACCGUCUCUUGAACGGUUAUCAUGAUUCGAACAACGUCAUGAGAGUCGCUCUGAGUCAACCGAUCCUCAUGGGAAAAGGACUCGGGCAUCCUGGCGCAGAUUCUGUCGGAAGAUCCUUUGGCAGUGGGGUGAUGAAUAGGAGAGAUAUUUUUUAUCAAGGCAGCGUGGAGAAUGUUCGCAAACGAUCCGAAUCAUUCGCCUGUAGCGACGAGCAUGUGACCAGACGGAGAGCUUCUUUAAGAAGUCUGCCAAAUGGUGCAAUUCACAAACAAAACGAAAGUACGGAUUGUCAUCCAUGUGCCGAAGAGACCAUGGGGAUUUUCCAUCAGAUGUUGGAGCUGUCACUACUGAAAGAUCCUCUCUUUCUGUUGUUCACACUUUCAAACUUCUGUACUAGCAUCGGAUUCAAUGUACCAUACGUGUAUUUAGUGACUCAAGCGGAGGAGCGUGGUAUAAGCAAAGACGUGUCGAGUUAUUUACUGGCUGUUGUCGGUACCGCGAACACAGUUGGUCGGAUAGUGCUCGGUUACUUGUCAGACAAACCGUGGAUCAAUCGUCUUCUAGUCUACAAUCUUUGUUUGACCCUCUGCGGGCUAUCAACAGUAUUAAGCGCUUUUUGUGGCUCUUUUGCUACUUUCGCGCUUUAUGGAACUGUCUUCGGUUUCACAGCCGGUGCUUACGUCGGACUGACCUCUGUCAUUCUAGUCGAUUUGUUGGGCUUGGACAGGCUCACCAAUGCCUUUGGUCUUCUUUUACUUUUUCAAGGUGUAGCCUCCCUGCUCGGCCCUCCGAUCGCUGGUUGGCUGUACGAUGCGCUACAGUCUUACGAUCCGGGUUUUUUCGUCGCGGGUGGUAUGAUAGGAAUCAGUGGAAUAAUGUUAUUUUUAAUUCCACCGAUACAGAAAAGAUUGCAGAAAAAAGCGGACAGAGAGGACAGACUAAAGAGGAUUUAUGUUAUGUCUUAGCAAAAAAUAAAUAUAGCAAGAUAUUUUUAUUAUUCUGA
Messenger RNA from Venturia canescens, 3665 nucleotides. It is a transcript of the gene Mct1, whose product is annotated as Monocarboxylate transporter 1. The record is from RefSeq and is a predicted model, not a curated record. Bases 1807 to 3627 code for a protein of 606 amino acids. NCBI's taxonomy places the organism in Eukaryota, Metazoa, Arthropoda, Insecta, Hymenoptera, Ichneumonidae. Gene Ontology annotation, cellular component: membrane. The transcript has 11 exons. Gene Ontology annotation, biological process: monocarboxylic acid transport; transmembrane transport. Gene Ontology annotation, molecular function: monocarboxylic acid transmembrane transporter activity.